GCGGCCGGUCCCGCCCCCAGCGCCCCCCAUGAUGUCAGUGGGAGCACGAGACCGUCCCGCCCCGGUACCGGCGGGGCAGAGCCGAGCCAUGGCCGGGCGCGGGCGGACGCUGCUCGGGGUGCUGCGGACAGCGGCGAACGGCGGGGCCACCUCUCGGUGUCUCGGCAUCCCCCAUUCCCCGCCGGUGCAGCCAGCGCGGCCGUUCCUAAUCCCGGCGGGCACCGGUCCCAGCAGGCACGGGGAGCGGCGGGUCCUGGGGUACUCGGUGGAGCAGAUGUACGAGCUGGUGGCCAACGUUGGGGAGUACCGGCUCUUCGUGCCCUGGUGCAGCCGCUCGGCCGUGCUCUCCCGUUGUGGGCAGGUGCUGCGGGCAGAGCUCGAGGUCGGCUUCCCGCCCUUCCUGGAGCGCUACGUCUCCGAGGUGUUCCUGGGCUCCCAGCGGAUCCAGGCUGUCAGCCGGGACUGCCGCCUCUUCAGGCACCUGGAGACGCUGUGGCGGUUCGGGCCAGGGCUGCCCGGCCGGACAGACACCUGCUCGCUGGACUUCUCGGUCUCCUUCGAGUUCAGGUCGGCGCUGCACUCCCGGCUGGCCAGCCUGUUUCUGGACGAGGUGGCGAAGAGGAUGGUGUCGGCCUUCGAGGGCCGGGCGCAGGCGCUGUUCGGGGCGCAGGCCGCGGUCCUUCCCUGCCCACGCGAGCGGGCAGCGCGUCGGGCCUGAGGGCGCCCCGGCCGUGGCAGGAGAUGUUCGGGUGCUCGGUCCCGGUUUCGGCUGGACUCCGCCAUCAGCCCCGCUCAGGGCCUCCCCCUAUUUAUGUCUAUUUAACCCAGAGAGAUAUAAAUUAUUUUUCCAA
This is a messenger RNA of Grus americana (Whooping crane), 851 nucleotides long. Its product is annotated as coenzyme Q-binding protein COQ10 homolog B, mitochondrial-like. The transcript is spliced from 5 exons. NCBI's taxonomy places the organism in Eukaryota, Metazoa, Chordata, Aves, Gruiformes, Gruidae. Gene Ontology annotation, biological process: ubiquinone biosynthetic process; cellular respiration. Gene Ontology annotation, cellular component: mitochondrion. Bases 29 to 718 code for a protein of 229 amino acids. The record is from RefSeq and is a predicted model, not a curated record. Gene Ontology annotation, molecular function: ubiquinone binding.